AUGGUUAACAAAGGAAAUGAAAUAUUUGAAAUUGAGGAUGAUGAACAUUUGGGAGAAUCUGAUAAUGUGAGAAUAAUGGAUGAUGUGAACACAUUGGAUGAUGAAUUGUUAGGAGAAGAUGGUGGUCCGCUUGUGCCUAAGGUUGGGAUGAAAUUCAACGAUGAAAAUGCAGUAUUCGAUUUUUACAAAUCGUAUGCUUAUGAUAUAGGCUUUCUAGUUAGGAAAAGGAAUUCGAAGAAGGGUGACGAUAGCGUUGUAAAUAUUGAUUUGGAUGAGGAGGCUCGAUUGAAGAUCGUGUUCUGGGCAGAUAAUAGGUGUAGGGAAGCCUAUAAGGAGUUCGGUGAUGUUGUCACCUUUGAUACCACAUAUCUUACGAAUAAGUAUGACAUGAUGUUCGCCCCUUUUGUUGGUGUGAAUCAUCAUGACCAAUCGACACUGUUUGGAUGUGGUUUAGUGUCAAACGAAGAUACCAAGACUUUUGUUUGGCUCUUUAGGACAUGGCUCCAGUGCAUGCAUGGUCAAGCUCCCACUGGCAUAAUAACUGACCAAGAUAGGGCAAUGCAGAACGCAAUUCAGAUAGUUUUUCCAAACACUAAGCAUAGAUGGUGUUUGUGGCAUAUUUUGAAAAAGUUACCAGAAAAAUUUGGGAACCAUGUUCAUAAGGGUUCUAUACAUUUAGCAAUCCAUGAAGUAGUAUAUGAAUCCCAAACUCCUGAAGAAUUUGAACAAGGCUGGACUUCAAUGAUUAAUACCUACACAUUGCAUGAGAAUGAAUGGUUGUCAGGACUUUAUAUAGAAAGAAAUCGUUGGGUUCCAUGUUUCUUAAAGACAAGUUUCUGGGCAAGGAUGUCGACAACACAAAGGAGUGAGAGUAUGAAUGCAUUCUUUGAUGGAUAUGUUAAUUCGAGAACUUCGUUGAAACAAUUUGUUGAACAGUAUGAGCGAGCAUUAAAGAGCCAAGUGGAGAAAGAGUUUCACGCAGAUUUUAGGUCCUUUUCUCAAACAGUCCCUUGUGCAUCAAGGUACGAAAUGGAGAAGCAACUUCAGUCUGUCUACACAAUAUCAAAAUUCAGAGAAUGUCAAGAAGAGUUCACUUGA
Molecule: messenger RNA, 1098 nt
Organism: Diospyros lotus (date-plum)
Lineage: Eukaryota; Viridiplantae; Streptophyta; Magnoliopsida; Ericales; Ebenaceae
Product: protein FAR1-RELATED SEQUENCE 5-like
Exons: 3
Coding region: 1-1098 (365 amino acids)
Biological process (GO): regulation of DNA-templated transcription
Source: RefSeq, a predicted model, not a curated record